Molecule: messenger RNA, 1020 nt
Organism: Polypterus senegalus (gray bichir)
Lineage: Eukaryota; Metazoa; Chordata; Cladistia; Polypteriformes; Polypteridae
Product: trace amine-associated receptor 1-like
Exons: 1
Coding region: 1-1020 (339 amino acids)
Biological process (GO): G protein-coupled receptor signaling pathway
Cellular component (GO): membrane
Molecular function (GO): trace-amine receptor activity
Source: RefSeq, a predicted model, not a curated record
AUGAGGGCUGUGAAUUUUAAUCAAAGUGGAAUUUUAACAAAUUCCCACUUCUGCUACAGAUUUUUACAAAAUUCGUGCAUAAAACACAUUUAUCCAUUGACUUUCCGAAUUAUUAUGUAUAUAAUUAUGUGGGCAAUAAUUGUAUUCACUGUGUUGGGAAACAUGUUUGUCAUCAUUGCAAUUUCUCAUUUCAAGCAGCUUCAUACACCAACCAACUAUCUCAUCCUGUCUUUAGCAAUAACUGAUCUUCUUAUUGGAGGCAUUUUAAUGCCACCUACUGUGAUAAGAACUGUUGAAACAUGCUGGUAUCUUGGGGACAUUUAUUGUAAAUUUCACAGCAGUGCUGACACCAUGCUUUGUAUGACCUCUCUUUUACACAUUUUCAUAAUUUCAGUUGAACGGUAUUUUGCAAUAUGUCAUCCAUUGAGAUACAAGUCUAAAUUUACAGUGGUUCUCAUCACAAAAUUAGUUUUUUUUUGCUGGUCUUUAUCAGCCAUGUAUGGAUUUGGAAUGAUAUUUGUUGGACUAUCCAUAAACUUAUAUGAUGAAAGCAACUAUUGCAUAGGAAGCUGUGUCCUUGUACAGAAUAAAGUCUCAAAUUUAGUUUCUGCUUUAUUUACAACUUACAUGCCGGGGCUUAUAAUGGUUGGAAUCUACAUAAAGAUCUACUUAGUAGCAUCAAAACAAUCCAAAUCUAUUAGAGAAAUGAGUAAAGAAUAUGGGGAUGUAGGACUGAGAAAAAGAGAAAGAAAAGCUGCAAAAACAUUGGCAAUAGUUUUAGGGGUAUUUUUGUCUUGCUGGUCUCCUGUUUUCUUUUGGUAUACACUUAAUCCUUUCAUUACAUUUUCUGCUCCCAUUUUAGUUAUAGAGUUUCUGUUGUUAUUUGCUUAUAUGAACUCAACAUUUAAUCCUUUAAUCUAUGCUUUCUUCUAUAGUUGGUUUAGAAAAGCCCUUAAAAUAAUAAUACAUGGAAAAAUAUUUGAUGGUAAUUCUUCUUCAAUAAAACUUUACGAUGAAUAA